AUGGAUAUCGAAAAGUCAACCAAAUGGUCCUAUGUGAAAGAGCGUAAAGUAGGUGAAGGAACAUAUGCAGUGGUAUUUUUAGGUCGCCAGAAGGAAACAAACCGAAGAGUCGCUAUUAAGAAAAUCAAAGUGGGACAAUUCAAAGACGGAAUUGAUUUGAGUGCUUUACGUGAAAUUAAAUUUCUAAAGGAAACGAGACAUGUCAAUGUAAUCGAGUUGAUGGAUGUAUUCGCAACCAAGUCGAAUCUUAAUAUCAUCCUUGAGUUUCUUGACAGUGAUUUGGAAAUGCUUAUCAAGGACAAGUUUAUCGUUUUCCAACCAGCACAUAUCAAGGCCUGGAUGCUUAUGCUUCUUCGAGGUUUACACCAUAUUCAUUCUCGCUUUAUCCUGCAUCGGGAUCUGAAACCUAAUAACCUUCUGAUCUCUAGCGAUGGAGUCUUAAAACUAGCAGAUUUUGGUCUUUCUAGAGAUUAUGGUAUGCCUAAUCACAUGAGUCACCAGGUCAUCACUAGGUGGUAUAGACCUCCGGAAUUAUUCAUGGGUUGUAGAAGCUAUGGAACUGGCGUUGAUAUGUGGAGCGUUGGAUGUAUUUUCGCAGAACUUAUGCUUCGUACUCCUUAUCUUCCAGGUGAGACAGACUUGGAUCAGUUGAGUGUCAUUUUCCGCGCUUUAGGUAGUCCGGAGCCGGCCGUUUUGCAGAGGAUGAAACAACUACCCAAUUAUGUUGACAUGAAAGCCAUUCCACCCCCAAGUGGAGGAAUGGAAGCAUUAUUUUCGGCGGCUGGGACUGAAGAAUUGGACCUACUAAAGAAAUUUUUCGAUUAUGAUCCUUACAGCAGGCCUACGGCUCAACAAGCCUUAGAACAUCCUUACUUUUCCUGUUUACCACGCCCUACUCAUCCUUCUGAACUACCCAAAAAGGGUGGAGAGGAAGGCAUCAAGCAUGUGUCAAGUGAUUUGCAACGCCAGGUUAAUAAUUCUGUGCGUCCUAACAUAAAAUUUGUAAGUUAG
Molecule: messenger RNA, 1011 nt
Organism: Schizosaccharomyces osmophilus
Lineage: Eukaryota; Fungi; Ascomycota; Schizosaccharomycetes; Schizosaccharomycetales; Schizosaccharomycetaceae
Gene: mcs6
Product: transcription factor TFIIH associated cyclin-dependent protein kinase Mcs6
Exons: 2
Coding region: 1-1011 (336 amino acids)
Biological process (GO): positive regulation of transcription by RNA polymerase II; protein phosphorylation
Cellular component (GO): transcription factor TFIIH holo complex; transcription factor TFIIK complex; nucleus
Molecular function (GO): ATP binding; RNA polymerase II CTD heptapeptide repeat kinase activity; cyclin-dependent protein serine/threonine kinase activity
Source: RefSeq, a predicted model, not a curated record